GAGCAAUGCAACAGCAGAGCCCCGCGUCGCUCCCGCGCCGGCAAUUAUUCUCCACGGGCUGCAUCUCUCCUCAUUAAUGCCUUGCGCUCGGCGAGCAAAUUGGACAUCCUCUUGCCACCUCGAAGGGUCAUUUAGCAAAAGGCAGGCUGGAGGGGAGAGCUGCUGGAUUCAUUUGGAGCUGGAUCCGGAGCUGGAUUUCAGAGCCAGGCGAUUUGAAGCGAACGCUUGAGCCGCGGGGCAGGAAUGGCACGUUUUUCCACGGCAGGUUUCCGUCGUACACGCACCACGGUGGGUGCGUGUCCCCUCUGAAAGGCUCUCCCAUAAAGCACAUCUGGCUGAGUGUGCCAGGGGACACGGGAUGCUUUGUGGCACUGCGGUGCCUGGGCUGGCCCUGGCAGCAGCUCACUGGCCAAACGGCAACUGGCACAACUAGGGUGACUGAGCAACCCACUGCCUUUUUUCCUCCUGCGCUGUCGCCAGGAUCAGGAAGAUUUGCCUUCACUGUAAGUGCUCCCAGGAAGAGCAUAUUGUAACAGUUAUGCCUCUGGAGAUGGAGAAGACCGUCACGAAGCUCAUGUUUGACUUCCAGAGGAACUCAACUUCUGAUGACGACUCGGGCUGUGCUUUGGAAGAAUAUGCGUGGGUUCCCCCCGGCCUGAAGCCUGAGCAGGUGCACCAGUACUACAGCUGCCUGCCCGAGGACAAAGUUCCCUAUGUCAACAGCCCGGGAGAGAAAUCUCGCAUCAAGCAGCUUUUGCACCAGCUGCCGCCGCAUGACAAUGAGGUCCGCUAUUGCAAUUCAUUGGAUGAGGAGGAGAAGAGGGAGCUCAAACUCUUCAGCAACCAAAGGAAGAGGGAAAAUUUAGGGAGAGGCAAUGUCCGGCCAUUCCCUGUGACCAUGACAGGGGCCAUCUGCGAGCAGUGCGGCGGCCAGAUCAACGGAGGGGACAUGGCUGUCUUCGCCUCGCGAGCAGGGCACGGUGUGUGCUGGCACCCUCCCUGCUUCAUCUGCAGCGUCUGCAACGAGCUGCUGGUCGACCUGAUCUACUUCUACCAAGACGGGAAGAUCUACUGCGGCAGACACCAUGCUGAAUGCCUCAAGCCCCGCUGUGCGGCAUGUGACGAGAUCAUUUUUGCUGAUGAAUGCACCGAGGCUGAAGGGCGGCACUGGCACAUGAAGCACUUCUGCUGCUUUGAAUGCGAGACGGUGCUGGGGGGGCAGAGGUACAUCAUGAAGGAUGGCAGACCCUACUGCUGCAGCUGCUUUGAGUCCCUCUACGCCGAGUACUGCGACACCUGUGCCCAGCACAUCGGUAUCGACCAGGGCCAGAUGACAUACGAUGGCCAGCACUGGCACGCCACCGAGACCUGCUUCUGCUGCGCCCAGUGCAAGAAAUCCCUGCUGGGACGGCCCUUCCUGCCCAAGCAGGGGCAGAUCUUCUGUUCCAGGGCCUGCAGCGUCGGCGAUGACCCCAACGGCUCAGACUCCUCCGACUCGGCCUUCCAGAGCGCGCGAGCCAAGGAGUCCCGGCGCAGCGCCAAGAUUGGCAAGAACAAGGGCAAAGGCGAGGAGGGGGCACGCAGCCCCUGCAACCAGCUGCAGGUCACCUCCAACCGCCUCUCCACCGAUGUGGACCCGUUGUCCCUGCAGAUGGAUUUGCUGAGCCUGGCCAGCCAGACGCCCAGCCUCAACAGGGAGCACUUGUGGAGGAGCCGGGAUGAGCUCUAUCACUACGGGAACAAAAUGGAGCAAAGUCAGUCCCAGAGCCCUUUGCAGCUUCUCAGCCAGUGCAACAUAAGGACCUCCUAUAACCCCAGCCAGGUCCCGGGCUCGCAGCCAGAUUUAUGGGCAAAACAUUUCAGCAACCAGAAGAGGAGCUCCUCGCUGGCGAUGAAGAGCCACGGCGGCAGCUUCAUCCAGGACUGCAGGGAAGAUUACUACUCGGGGAGGCUCCGCUCACAGGAGAGCUACAGCGACAUGUCCAACCAGAGCUUCCCUGAGACCAGAGGGAGCCUCAAGGUCCCCAAGUACGAGGAGGAAGAGCAAGGCGGGAUGCCGACGCCGCAGUGCCGCACCCGCCACCCCAUCAACGCCCUCAAGUUCCCAGAGGACCUGACGCCCACCGAGCAGACGCCCCGCGGCUCCAUGGAGUCCCUCGCGCUCUCCAACGCAACAGGCCUCUCUGCAGACGGUGGGGCCAAGCGCCAGGAGCACCUCUCCAGAUUCUCGAUGCCUGACCUGAGCAAAGACUCGGGCAUGAACGUCUCGGAGAAGAUGAGCAACAUGGGGACCCUGAACUCGUCCAUGCAGUUCCGAAGCGCCGAGUCUGUGCGCAGCCUGCUCUCGGUGCAGCAGUAUCCGGACCUGGAGCCCAACCUGCACGCCCUCGCCAGCCCCCUGGGCUACCGCGAGCGGCCGGCGCACGGCCGCCUGCACCAGAGCUUCGACUACGGGAGCGCGGUGGCCGGGGGCCAGCUGGGCUCGCAGGAGAGCUCCCGGCACCCGCCCCUGAGCGAGCGCCCGCGCCGGCGGCCAAGUGCGCGGGACGAGGAGCGGCACUACCGCCCGCACCGCCCGCGCCGCUCCCGCCGCUCCCGCUCCGACAACGCGCUGCACCUGGCCAGCGAGCAGUGCUGCCGCCUCAAGGAGAGGCCCUCGCUGCGCGCCAGGGACGACUACGACCAGUUCGUGCACCAGAGGAGCUGCAGAGAGGCGCUGGAGCAGGGGCCCCGCAGGGACGUCUACGGCCACUGUCCCCGGACGGUGUCGGACCUCGCCUUGCAGAACCACUUGGGCGAGAGGUGGGGGCCCUACUUCGCCGAGUACGACUGGUGCUCCACAUGCUCCUCGUCCUCCGAGUCCGACAACGAAGGCUAUUUCCUCGGGGAGCCCAUCCCCCAACCCGCCCGCCUCCGGUACGUGACGAGCGAGGAGCUCCUGCACAAGUACGGCUCGUACAGCAUGCCCAAGUCUUCCACCCUGGGGGGCAGGGGACAGUUGCACAGCCGCAAAAGACAGAAGAGCAAAAACUGUAUCAUAUCCUAACGGCAUCCUUGCCGGGCACCUUGGGAGAAUGUCAAUGGACUCACCAACUUGCACUGGUUUAGACCAUGGAAGCGCUUUCCUUGUAACAAAAGGAGCCCCGAAGUGUAGGGAUUUCUAAGAAGGUUGAAGGCCAGCUUCUGGAAAUAGUCGUAAUCCUGGGCACGGUGACGAUAUUUUGCACAUCUUACUUUGGAGAGAAAAACAAACAAGCAAGCAAACUAAACAAGUUCCCUUUAGCUCGUAAUCUUUACCCAGUAGUCCCCUCUCGCUCCCAAACACUGCUGCCCUCUCCAGUUCCCGUCCAUCCGUCCAUUUCGCUUUGCCACUGCUGGCUCUCAGCAUCGCCUCGCCGGCAGCUUUCAGCAUCCCGCCGCGUUUUGGGUUGGCCGUUAGCCACGCUGGGAGCUCGUUUGCGUGGCGGCCAGCGUGGGAGCGUAAGUUAUUUCCAUGAUCGUUGUAAAUGCCAUGUAAAUGAGAGUUUGGAGAAAAAUAUUUUUGUAUUUUGUAAUAUCAGAGGAAUUUCUAUACCUUAGGAGUCACUGGGCAAACGCAUGCACAUCCAGAGUUGUUUUCAGCCAGAGUUAACCAACCAAUACUUUGGAACCCCCUCCCUUUUCCAUUGCAUCAUCGGAUUUCUUAAGUAUAUCGGUAAGAGUCUGAGCUGACAGUUGUUUUGAGGUGGGCUUUCUCUUUUUUUUAAGCCCUUUUUUUUGUUCCUGUUUGGUUUUGUCCUGGUAAAUAAAAGAGAACAUUUUCAGAUCCAUUAAACCUCGAAGAGGCCUGGGCAGCGUUUGGAGGUCUGCUCAGGCCUGUGGUUCGCAGGCAUGCUCAGUCAGUCAGACACAGGAAUCCUGACAGCUGCAAAAGGGACUUUUUUUAAUCAUUAUUAUUGUUAUAACAGGAAAAAAAAACCCACCACACCAGAACUACCAAAUUGUCUGCGACGUUGUAAGUGACCAAAGUCAGAGAAGGAAUUUUACAGCUCUGUAGAGAAUGCUGAAGCUACUAAACGCUGAACUAUUAUUUGGAGUAAAUAAAAGUGUAAAUGGUGCAAUUGUGUGAUGUCAGCAUGACGUUGUUUUGAAUAUAGACUUGUCUUAUGGUGCUCUAGUCUCCUGGGUUAUGUUAACUGCUGUUCAUUACCAAGUGGAAGUCUCAAUAUUGCCUACUGCCUAACACGUAAGACAGCGACUGCAAACUGCUCCCCUGGCAUGGUGCCCUUGCCCCUCGGGGGCUGCUUGUGGUUGCUCAGGUGGGCUCAGGCCUGCCUGCAGAGCAGCCUCGCCUUGGCAAGGGUGUCCUCUAUAACCAGGGCUCAGCUGUAUUGUGUUCUGGUGGAUGUUUGUUCUCUGUGUGCUUAAAAACCAUUGAGGUACUGCUGUCCCAACCAAUGCUGGCUGUCCCAUGCCAGCGCUUCCUUGGGAAGGAGCAGGUAUACAACAGGGGCUCUUGACACCCAAAGGUGCAGGUUGGCACCUGAGGGCCUUCAGAUGGAGCUGAGCUUUGAGCUAAAGGAGGGCAGAGAGGCUUCCCAGGCCGUGUUGCCCUCGCCCCACACGCUGCCAGCACCUCGGGGUGGCCCCAGUGCCUCCUCAAAGCAGCAGCCGCAGACAAAUCUUGAAGGUGGAUGUCUCCAUACCACAGACUAUUGCUAGGAAUCUUUUUUCUGUUGUUUGUAAAGGACAAUGUGAUAAUUAUUAUUCCUUUAAAAAGAAAAAUGAGGAAAAAAAAAAGCAGAAAUGACACUUAGGUAUAUUUAAAAGAAAUGUUUUUC
This is a messenger RNA of Colius striatus (speckled mousebird), 4820 nucleotides long. RefSeq names its product prickle planar cell polarity protein 2 (gene PRICKLE2). Gene Ontology annotation, molecular function: zinc ion binding. The record is from RefSeq and is a predicted model, not a curated record. Lineage: Eukaryota; Metazoa; Chordata; Aves; Coliiformes; Coliidae. Bases 539 to 3046 code for a protein of 835 amino acids. The transcript is spliced from 8 exons.